CCGCCGGGCCCGUUCCCGGGAGCAGCCUCGGGGGGGGCUGGGCCCGUUGUUGGGGCCUCCUCGCUCCGGGAGAGCUCCGCGGAGCCCCGGCCCCGAGGCCCGGGGAGGUUCCUUUGGGUCGUGGGGACCGCGAGGAAACCGGCGGCCCCCGAGCCCUGAGGGAAGCGGCCUGGCCCGUGUCUGGCGGGAGCCUCGGGCUUCCCGCCCCCCCGGGCUGGCUCGGCUGCUCCGGCCUGGCCCGGGGCUGGGCUGGGUGCCACCGGCUUUCCUCGCCUCUCCCGGGGGUCACGGGCCUCCGUGAGCAAGGGUCGUGCUGGGCUGAGUCUGAGCACCGUGGGUCCCAAUAGAGCGUUAACAUUGGCACACGAGGCUGCUGAGCCUAUGGGGAUGUUUUACUGGUAGUGGGGCUCUUCAUUUGAAAGCUGAUUUUGUGUUUCACCCUAUCUGACAUCACCGAGGUGAGGUCUUUCUGUUUGGGAGGGAGUUUAAGCUGGAAAUCAGCAUUUACAGUGUGGCAUGUCAUCCCGAGGGAAAAACGUGGAUAGUUUCCUGGCCUGUGGUGUGUUUUCCCUGAGUGUUAACGCUGCUAGGAGAUUUGGUCAGAAGUGUCAAAAGAGCUAAUUUUGUUCAUUUGACCCAGGCAAAAUGGUGGAAGCAGAUCUGGGUCAUUCUUGUCUUAGGUAUGAGUCCUGAGGGUGUUUCUUGUCUUGUCAGGAGACAGAUAAAAGCUAAUUAGAUAUAUUGAAUUAAUACACUACACAGACAGACUGUGUCUGUCUAAACCACUAAACUAAAUCAAUUCUAAAUUGCUGUUUCAGCUAUUCAGAGAAAGUUCACCAGGUGUCCUGGUUCUGUAGGAGUUGCCCACAUGAUCCCAGAACUCCCAUGAGAAAGAGCUGAAUAUAGAACUUUCUGCAUUGGGGUUUUUUUGAAGUCAGGGCAGAGCUCUACACAUCUGGGGAAGUGGUUUGAAUACUGUGUGGGAAUUUCUGAAAGGGGGGGGGUAAAGACAAUGAUUUUGUUAGGCUGCUAAAGCAGUUGGAUGUUGCACGUGAGGAAGGUGCAAGUUGUUAUCACAGGCACAAACCUUUCACAGAUGAUUUGAAAAUUAUUAUUGUGCCAUAUAGCCUGGGUUUGCAAAGGGAAAAAUGUCCUAAAAUCGAAGUGAAAUGUUUUUCUCUGAUCAUAUUUCUGUCACCAGCAGGUGGCUUUCUCACCAUCUGUGUGCAUUGGUGCUACCUCCAAGUCCAGCUUGCAGGCACAGCACUCCUUUUGAAAUGGUCUCAAAGGAGAAAGUCUGAGGCAUAAUUGCAACACUUUAAUCUCCUGGAUUACCUGAAGAGGGAAGCAUUUCAGUUUACCAAAAGCCCAGUGAUUGCUGAAGAGAUAGUAAUGUUCUUAUUAUUCAUAAAUUGAAUUAACAGCCAAAUAAUCUUAUUUAACAAAUUGCAGUGUCUGUGCACAGGGAUAUCAUAGAUCAUAGAAUGGUUUGGGUGGGAAGGGACCUUCAAGAUCAUCUAGAUCCAACCCCCUGCAUGGGCAGGGACACCUCCCACCAGCCCAGGUUGCUCCAAGCCCCAUCCAACCUGCCCUUCAACACUGCCAGGGAUGGGGCAGCCACAGCUUCCCUGGGCAGCCUGGGCCAGGGUCUCACCACCCUCACAUCCAAGAAUUCCCUCCUCAUGUCCAACCUCCAUCUCCUUCCAGUUUUAAUCCAUCCCCCCUCAUCCUCUCAUUCCCUGCCCUUGUCCAAAGUCCCUCCCCAGCUGUGUCCAGUUCUGGAGCUCCCAAGAUGAAGGACAUGGAGCUCCCAGAGAGAGUGCAGAGGAGGCCACGGAGAUGGUCCAGACACUGUGAAUAAAGAAUGGUUUUGCAGAAACUUCAACAUCCUGCUCCUGUGAGUCCAUGAUCUUGUUUGUUUGCCACUCAGCUGAUCUGUGAAGCUCAGCACCAGCUGAGGUGCUGUGUGGAUGGUGUUCUGGAGCAUCCCAGUCCUGGCAGCUUCCUGGGUCUGUGUCCAUGAGCACUUUCUGAGCUCAGUCCAUGCCCGCUGUGGUAGGUUUGGGCUCCUGACGUGCCACAGAUAAGGAGAGUGUUCCUUGCUGAUGCCUCUUGGGCUUUUUAUCUCUCUGAGUUUUUAUUCCCCACCUCCUUUUCUAUUGGUUUGAGGUUACUGGAACAUUUUUAUAGAGAGAAAAAAAAUAUUAAUGUGUUUGUGCUUCAAGUAGUUCAGAGCAAAAUGGCUUCUACCUACCGCAGCUUCCGAACCAGCGUCCCAUGGCUCAUCCUUUUCCUGGAAGCUGUUUUCAUGGUCCUCUUCUUCUUCUUAGAGUUUGAUGCAUCACCACUCAUUCCCUACCCAGCUUUUCAAGAUGUCAGCCACAUGAUGGUGUUUGGAUUUGGCUUUUUCCUGACGUUUCUGAAAAGAUACGGGUUUAGCAGCACUGGAUUCAACCUCCUGAUCAUUGCAGUUGGUGUCCAAUGCUCCAUUCUGGUAGAAGCUUUAUUACAUUUCCUUAGUGGAGGGUCAAGCUGGUUUGAAGAUGGUCUGAAAAGAAUAACACAGGCUGCUGUGAGUAUGACUUCUGUGGUCAUCUCCACUGGAGUUGUUCUUGGAAGGGCUAAUCCUCUGCAGUUGAUUCUGAUGACAGUUGUGGAGAUCAUAUUUUUCCAUAUCAGCAGAUGGAUCAACACAUCAUACCUGGAGGUUCCAGAUUCUAACAGCCUGAUGCAUGUUCACCUGUUUGGAGCCUACUUUGGUCUGGCAGUCUCCUCACGCUUCUCUGAGCCAUCCCCAAGGGCUGAGAAGAGUUCAAGUACCCCCAAGUCAGAUUUAUUCUCCAUGUUGGGUACUCUCUUUCUCUGGGUGUUCUGGCCAAGCUUCAAUUCUGUGCUCUUUAGUGACUACAGGCAGACAGCAAUCUACAACACCUACUUUGCCCUUGCAGUGAGUGCUGUGACUGCCUUCGUGUUGUCUGUUCUGACCACAAAGGAUGGAAAGUUCAGAAUGACUGAUAUCCACAGUGCAGCCCUCGCAGGGGGCGUCGCUGUUGGUUACGCGAUGGGCAGCAUCCGGCAUCCUUGGAUUGCCAUGAUUUUGGGUCUGCUGGCCAGUGUGACAGCCAUAUUAGGAUCUUCCUGCUUACAGAGAUGCUUGAAUCCUGCUCUCAAGAUCUAUGAUGCCUCUGGAGUUCAUUUCACUUUUGGCUUGCCUGCUGUGCUUGGGGGUCUUGCCCACCUCCUUCUCUUAGGAAUAGAAGAAUGGACUUAUUUACCAAGCUUGGGUUCUUUGGUCUUGACUCACCUUGGUGCCAUCUGCCAGACCAUCAGUGUUGCCUUGGUAACAGGUUUUAUAACAGGUUUAAUAUUAAAUCUCAGACCAUUUAAGACCACCCCUGUAUCAAAGUACUUUGAAGACCAGUUUUACUGGGAGUUUCCCCAUUUGGCUGUUGGAUUUUGAACAGAGGAACCCAACGGGCUGAUUUGACCAAGAUAAGAUUUUCCUGUUUUCACUAGAGAAAAUUCACAGAGCAUUUACAUAUAAAAUCUCAGGCUCAAAAAAAAGCCAUCCCAGUGGACCCACAAAUAAUUAGAAACCAUACAGGGUGUAAAUUUACAGAUGCAAACUCACAAUGCAUUUUGCUUUUCUGCUUUGUUGGUCUCACCUUAAAUGUUUUGGUUUUGUAGGGUAUGUACAAACAAGUUGGCUGCACUCAUUGCUGUAGUGGCUUAUUCAUCAAAAUGCUUGGAAGUUUUAAGCUCCCAAGCUUAAAUUUUUGGCUCCCAACAUUAAAAGCCAAAACACAUCUUUUAAAGGAUAAUUUUUCAAGGAGUAGAUACUCAUUCUUAUCUACUGAAGCAUUAAAGCACUUCUUUUUAAGCUAAAUUAAUUCUGUUGAAGACCUUGUUAAGCCAGGAUUUGGUGAGUGAGCUGGAUUGGAGCCAGAACUGUAUUCUUUGAGUUAUCUGAGUGGUUCAAGGAGAAGCUGUAAUUACUUGUCUCUCAAUUUGGAAGCUGAGAUGGCAAGAAGUGAAAUUGUUCUGCUUGUGGAUGAUGUCCCUGAAAUCAAUGGUAUUGUUCAUAUUCAGGAUGUGGCAGCAAACCUCAGAACAGCCUUGCACCAGCACAGGGGCAGCUCUGGCUGCCCUGAGGGUGGGAACAACUGGAGAGGAAUAAUCCUUGGUGCUUCUUGGUGCCAAGACCCUGUUUUGGAACUGUCUUACCUUGAGCUGUGUUACUCUGAGACAAGCAGGAGGCUUCUGUGCAAACAACUCCUUGUUUUUAAAAUGGAUUGUGAUGCUUUGUUUCAAAAUAAUUGGCAUAGAAAAAAACAAACCUCUUCAAAAAAUGCUUACAGAAUAAAAAUUAGAAGUUUGAUGGUUUUUAUUUUUUCAGCACACUUGAAGUAAUGAGGGAAAAUGUAAGAUUGGAGGCAAUCCUGCUGCAACACAAGCUGUUCUCCAGCAGAAAUGCUUUUAAGGAAUAGUAUUUUAUUCCCUUCCUUUCCCCCCUGUGUCUUUUAUCAUUGAUUGCUUAAGCAACAAGCCUAGGUAAGAGCAGAGGGAGGGGCAGGUACAGCAGAGCUCUCUCACCAUUCCAUGGGUGCUGGGAAUUCUCCCUGGCAGCGCCUGUCCCUGGCCUCAGGAACAGCAGCCAGCAGUGUGCCCAGGUGGCCAAGACCAGUGGCAUCCUGGCCUGUAUUAGAAACAGUGUGGCCAGCAGGACCAGGGGCUGAUUGUCCCUCUGUGCAUUGGUGAGGCCACACCUCGAGUGCUGUGUCCAGGUUUAGGCACCUCCAUACAGGGAGGACACUGAAGUGCUGGAGCAUGUCCAGAGAAGGGCCUUGAGAACAAGUCUUAUGUGGAGCAGCUGAGGAACUGGGGCUGUUUAGUCUGAAGAAAAGGAGGCUGAGGGGAGACCUCAUCACUCUCUGCAACUGCCUGAAAGGAGGUUGUAGAGAGGCAGGUGCUGGUCUCUUCUCACAACUGGUGAUAGAACAAGAGGAAACGGCCUCAAGCUGCACCAGGGCGGGUUUAGACUGGACAUUGGGAAGAACUUUUUCUCUGAAAGGGUUGUCAGACAUUGGAAUGUGUUGCCCAGGGAGGUGGUUGAGUCACCAUCCCUGGAUGUGUUUAAGAGUCAUGUGGAUGUGGUGCUUGGGGACAUGGCUCAGUGCUGGACUUGGGAGAGUAGGGUUAAUGGUUGGACUCUGUGACCUUGAAGGUCUUUUCCAACCAAAGUGAUUCUGUGAUUCUAUUAUUCUUCCUGAACUCUGACUUGAAGAGCUCUCUCCCUUUCUUUUACAGUGGUUAGAAAGUAGUUGACAGCAAGUUUUGUGCAUGAGGUACCUCUGUCUCAAGCUUUGUGCAUGAGGUACCUCCAUCCAGAGCCACUGCACAAGUUGUACUUGUGCCUCUACCCUGUUAUCCACAGCCACAGGGAGUUGUUACUCAUUAUCUCCAUAGGAUAAAUUAAAUAUGUGUGUGUGUGGGGGGAGGGUGUAAAAAAGAAACAAUCCCAAUGGAGCACAGUUCUGAUCAUGCAAGAAAAGCCACACAUCAGUACGUUUUGAAGAAAUGGUUAUAUUGUCCAGAUAUAGGAAAUAUUUAAUAAAUAUACGUUAAAAAGUUGGUUUAAAGCAUUUUUAGUAAGUCCUGAAUUGUAAAUAACAUGAUAGAAACAGCUGGUUAAAUACCUCAGUUUUCCACUAUCCUAUUUACUUGUAGCAAACAUCCUACCAUAAAAGUGACUGCCAUGGUUGCUUGUAGCAAUUCUGCACUGGUCAAAAACGUGACAACAUUGACAUCAACAUUCAAGAGUAAAAAAAUUAGCAGAAUAGAACCAGGAGUUUUAGUGCUAGGAUUUAAGAUUUCCUUGUUUUCUCUUUAGACACAAUUGAAGGUCACUGUUUACAAAAUGGUUUUACAAAACCCAGGGAGCCUGCAGUUAAAAAGCCAGCCCAGCCAGAGCAGCUCAGGGUGUGUUCACUGCCACAGAUCUUCUGUGCGACCAAAUUUGAAGACCAGUCCUC
This is a messenger RNA of Apus apus (common swift), 6032 nucleotides long. RefSeq names its product RH-like protein. The coding region runs from base 2240 to 3460 and encodes 406 amino acids. Gene Ontology annotation, molecular function: ammonium channel activity. Gene Ontology annotation, biological process: ammonium homeostasis; ammonium transmembrane transport. The record is from RefSeq and is a predicted model, not a curated record. Lineage: Eukaryota; Metazoa; Chordata; Aves; Apodiformes; Apodidae. Gene Ontology annotation, cellular component: plasma membrane. The transcript has 10 exons.